Motacilla alba alba is the source of this 23021-nucleotide messenger RNA. RefSeq names its product myocardin related transcription factor A (gene MRTFA). Bases 16506 to 19688 code for a protein of 1060 amino acids. Gene Ontology annotation, biological process: smooth muscle cell differentiation. NCBI's taxonomy places the organism in Eukaryota, Metazoa, Chordata, Aves, Passeriformes, Motacillidae. The record is from RefSeq and is a predicted model, not a curated record. The transcript is spliced from 14 exons.
GCUCUCUUUGUUGUAGGCACUGUAUAAUUCAUUUGUGAGGGUUUUAAUUUGGGCUUUUUUUUUGCGUCGUUGUGGUUUUUUUCUCCUCUUGCAUAUUGAAUCUGCCUGGUUUUUGCUUUCUGGGCAGUAGUCCAGAUUUUGGGUUUCCCACUGACUCCUGUGACCUCUUGUCCCUGAGGGCAUUCAAGCAUGUCCCUCAACAAGCUUGGAGCUCUGUAAGAAAUGACUUGCAGUGCUGGGAUCUUGAGACAAUUGCAUUUGGAAGUUUUGGUUUCAAUCUUAAAAUUUCUUCUUCUCCCCUACAUCUGUAGGCCUCUUGUGAGCAAUGUUUUAAGGCUGUUUUAUUAAAGGUGUAAAGGCUUGUUCUGGAGUGGCGACUAUGCCUUGAAGAAGAUAAGAGAACCAUGUUUUAAGUGUCUCUAUGUUCUUGUUUUGAGAGUGUGCAAGGAGUAUUGUAUGCAUAUCUAAAUGUGAUUUUGUUUUAGUUGAUGGUAUUCUGCAAGUAGCCUUCUGCAAAUCCUUUUUAAUGAGGAUUUAACAAUUCCAAAAGAUUAUGUAGACAGAGAGAGGUCAGAUUCCAGGGAGUGAUAUCUAAAAGGAAAAAAGAGAAUCUGGAGGGAUCGAAAAAGAUAGAGAGGAUGAAAGGAUGAAAACAGGUAGUGAUCCAUUGAUAGUGCACAGCAUUAUGAAUAUCAACAAACAGGAACUAGGAAAAGAUUACAGAGAAGAAUGGCAGAACAUCACAAAAAGCCAAUGGCAAGCGGCAAGGUUUAAUUUUUUUUCAGAAAUAUCGGAUCUGUCUAGCUACAAGUGAAAUUUUAGUAGGAACUUGCAGAAGGAGACAAAAAUGUGAAGUACAGUGGCCUCAGAAUAAGGUGAUGACUGAUUUUAAGAGCGAAUAAUUCCUCUGAAAGGAGGGAAAAUAACUUUCUGACAUUUUUCACAGCAAAGUAAGAUAAAGGAGGGGUAAGUGUUGAGGGCAAUAAUCCAGAUAGAAUAAGGCCAUGUUUGUUGCAUAAAGAUGGCCAGUGUGUGGAAGAGGAUUUUAGCAGUUGCAUUUAGAGGAUUUUUCUCUGGUACGAAGUCUAGGCCUGCUGGAGCUGCCAGACAAACCUGUUAGGUUUCUGCCCCUAAUUGUCACCCCCCUACCAAGCCUAUUUAACAUCUAUCAAGAGCUAGCUUGUUGUUAAUUUAAAAAAUAUUACUAUUUUUGUUGCAUGUUUUCAUUGGAAUAUUAUUUGGUGAAAAAAUAUGGAGAGGGAAAAAAACAUUUAAGUCCCAGUCCUCAAAUUCAAGUUCAGGAGUUAUAAAUCCUUUAGUAUAGGCAGUGUUCCCAGAUUUCUUUAUCUGCUUUGGAGACAUAGAGCUGCACAACAUCAAUCUUCAGAGGAAAGAAAACAACCCAAAAUUUAACAAAAAAGCCAGAACUUGCAUCUGUCCAGUAUUUGCAAACAUUGGUUUUCACAGAAGGUGGGCACUUCGCAUUUGGAUGUACCAGGAUACAUCUUUCAUCCAAUCACUAAAUAUCACAAGCUGUACAGUGAGAUAACAUGUUCAAGGAAAAAGCAAUUCUGUCUCACCUCAAUCAAUAUUAAAAGGUUUGUUGCUGUCUCAAGUUGAAGUGAAUUAAGGCCAUUGAAAUCUUGUAUGAUUCUGGUUAUUGGAAAAGCUGUAUUGACUCUGCAAAGUCCAGCAAUACCAUCCAUCAGCCUAGCCCAUGGCUAAUUCAUGAUGCUCUAAUGCCACAUGUGAUAAGGAAAGCUGCUUUCCACCAGCAACCAAAUGAAGGUUAGGAGAAGGAAAUAAAUGCUGCCAGCUUCUUUCCUGUCAGAUGAAGACAAUAAUAACACUUUAGGUUUGCUGCUGCUCCAUUCAAGUCUCCUGCAGUCUCGGGAUGCCUGCUGUAUUUAUUCUGUAGCAUGCACUGUACUUUGCAGAGCCAGUUCUUAUGGGCAGCAGAGGAACAGAUGCAUCCACGUGUAAACCCUUAUGGAAGUCCAGAAUUAGCAUUGAGCUGAGACUGAUGACUGUUGUGCCUUAGCUUUUGGUCCCCCUAAAAAUGGGACAGCUUAGUUUCAUUGUCACCAAGACAGAAAAAGCAUGCAUUUCUCUUCCUCACUCUUAAUAAAACUGGACAAAUAAGGACUGUCAAUACUAACGCUGACAAUGCUCAUCUAUUCUCUUAAUGAUUCUCAUGAGAAGCAGCUAUCUGGAAUAGACUACAUUUUACUUCCUGAUUUCUGGAAAAACAGAUGUCUCCUAAAUCUGAUUUAUUUCUUUUUUUUUUGAAUUAGGACUUGACAUUGAAGUUUGGGAACUGGUGAUCCUUUCUACACAGAAAUGGAUUUGACAUGCAGAAGUCAAAGAACUUAAGCUUGUAUUUUUCCAAGUAUGUGGUAGGGCAGUGAUUUGCAAAAUUCCUAGAAUUCAGGAAUCCAUAAACAUGUUUUCUAUUCAAGUAUGCCUUGGAAUAAUUUAAUCUUCAAAUACUAGAGCCCAGUAUGCAGUUCCUAGAUCAGUUAAUACAACAGUAUGGUAGCCCCUCAUGAGAGAUAUGAAGAGGGAAUUGCAGAAAGCUACUCAAAACCCAGUUAGCAUUCACAUGAGUUUAGCUUAGAAUUAAGUACUUCCAAAACUGAAUUCCAACUUUUCCACUUCUCUGCUACAUCUCUGUACAUCUGUGCUAUAUGCUCUUAAAUGAAACACCUCUUUUUUUUUUUUUUUUUUUUGAAGUCCUCCCUUCAAAAACAUAAAAACAUUCAGUGUGACUCGGGGCCUGACAGUGAAACUCAGCUGUCUUUUUCCAAGAUUUGUAUCUCAGGGCCGAGACACAGGAACAAGUUCCUGCAUGCCAUCUGAUCUGCACGAACUGUGUGCACAUUCUUGGUCCACAGCAAAUGGGAGGUAAUUUGAGUUAGCUUAGCCUUUGAUUAAACUAUUAAUAUCUGUUCAGUACUUUGAAGAGAUCAGGAGUCGUGCAAGUGCUUAUUAGCGUUUAACUUUUUUCAGGUGUAAUCUAGACCUUACUGUCAUGACACCUGCAGCACCUGAAGGUCCAGCUGGCCCUGGCCCCACCUCAUCCAGGAGGGGUCAGGGAACCUGCAUGAGUAGACUUGGAAGCUGUCAGUCCCAAGGAGAUCCCCAGCAAGAGGGCAGCCCCUGCACCCAAGGCAUCUCACAGGAAUGCAGGGUGACAUUUUUCUGUAAAGGGUGAUCUGUGUCUUCCUGCUUCAGAGUGGACCUGAAGUUGCUGCGGGGAGAUGUGUGAGCAAAGCAAAUUCAUGGAUAAGCAGUGUUAGAAACCAGUCACAAAACACGCAGAUGCCUUUCUGAAUUAUGGCCUAAUGCAUCCCACUGUUCGGAAUUAUUUAUGCAAAUAGUGCUCUGACACAUUAAAACACAGAAAAUGUGUUGAAUGUACAGGGAGCUGAUCGGCUCUGGCAUUUCUUAUGGCAGAUCCAGAGGCACACCGGACUCCCUGUAUCCUCUUGCUGCAGCCACAGCCUGUGACUUAAAAGUAAGAGGUGCAGUGAAGGUAAGGUAACGAUGUAUUUAUGUGAAGUGGCUUGAAGUUGACUGUCAAUUUAAAAUUAUUUUUGCUCCGUAGCCAGUGUGCCUCAUUUGGCUGUGAGGACUAGAGGUGUUUCAGGGGAUUUGUUAACUCUGUGACACGAGUGGGAAGCUUGGGGAAAGGGUUAACACUUAAUGACCAGGGUUUUUGUAAGUCAGUUGUUAUCAGUGGAAGAAGAGUCAUAGCAUUAUCCCUGCAGCUGAAUUCAUGUGUUUUUUCAGUCUUGAUGCUCUGAUGUGUUUUUGAUUUUUUUGGACAUGACAUGUUUUCCCCUCUUGCAGUUUACUAAACUAUUCCUGUCAGUGUAAUGAUCCCCAGCUGUUGCUUUAGCCCUAGCUAUUUUCAUGCUGCGAAUGGGAAGAGGAGGAGGAGGAGGGGGACAGAGGCUAACUUGUUUACCACACUGUGAUCUACUUAAUUUGUCAAAAAUGACUAUUACAGUGCUUUCUGUAGUGCAAAGCAAUACUAAAAGGAAAGAGUUGCAGACUUGCAGGAGUAAGGAGAUGGGAGGACUCAAGACAUGCAGAAAACAAAAAAUGAGUAGAAAGCGGGUGCGGUGCGAUGAGUACAGCUGUCAGUAGCAUUUAUGCAGGCAAUGCUUUGAACUGGUAAUGAUACCAAGUAAAAUUUCCAGUAAGUACUUUCCUGCCCUGUCAACUGAAUUUUCUUCAGAGUGGAACUGAGCUUCAUGUUCAGUGGCAGUGGUGCUGAGGUACUGAUAAUCCCAGCAACUGGGACACAUAUUAAUAAAGCUUGGAAACACUUGAGUGGCUUUCAGAUUUUUGAUUUUUUUCAUAAUUAUCUGUUGUUUCUUUUUUCAAGAAAACAUCUCUAUUUAUACUUUUAAACAGCAAAUGACUGAUGCUUAGACUUCCCAGGAGCUGUUGAAAAGCAGCUGCUUUUUUUUGAAAAUGGAACUAUGAUAUUGAAACUCAAACUGCUUUCUUUGCAUCCAGAAAAAAUGUUUGGAGUCCUUACCCGAAGAUGAAGGUCAGUGACAGGAGUGGAUUUUCCUUCUGCUUUUUGAUCCAUCUCAGGGUACCUAUGUAAAUUUUAUCUCUGUAGUUUUAUCGUCCACAAGAUCUGUCAGUGAUCACCUCUGAUUUUUCCUCAUGCAGUCACACCUGCAAGUCAUUGAUCAACAACUUAGUAAAUAUCUAUACCAAAAAUAAGUGCCCGCUUAGAUCUUUCAUUUCGUGCCCCAACUCCCAUAUCUCCUGUCUUUUCUGAGCAUUGAAUUACUGAUUAUGUCACCUGCUGCAUCAAUAAAUUUCAAUCCAAAAUGUAGAAGCAGCACAUUUUUUUGGCAAGAACCUCUGCAACCUAUGGUAGAAAAUGGGAUACAACUCCUGAUGUGGCUUGGGUUUAUCAAAAUAAAAUGAGUAGUGAGCCUGUGGGGCAAAUUGUGCUGCUUCUUCUUGCAGGAGGCUCCUCAAGAUGCAUCAUCUGCCCAAGGGCAUUAACAUGGAGCAGAAUUCAUAGUUUCUUUCUUUUAAUUGGGCCGGUAAAGUAGAUAUGAUGUUUUUCCCUGGCACAAUGUAAUAUUUACUAACCUGGUAUCUCUCUAACUAAGAGCAGACCUGCAGUAGUUGCAAUGUUGUGGUUGCUAAGAAGAACUACAAAAUUUUUUUGCUCAUCAGUGUAUUCAGGAGAGAUGAGAUGGGUAGAAGAAAUGUGCAGGUGAUCUUCUGUCAGAGUUUAUUGUGCAAAUAAUAUAAUCAACAUUCUUUCAAGUGAACAAAGGUUUGAACUUUCCAGCCUGCAGUUUUGCCAUAUAAAGUUAUAUUGGCCUGAUGCAGCUAACAAGAAAUGUGAAAGAAGUUGGUGAUAAGGAAGAGGAUAUAUUGCUUUGGGAUGUAAAUUCUUUGCAAAAUUGUCUGUGAAAAUUGGAGAAAUCCAGGCUUUCUUGACAAUCUUAUUUUAAAACUAGUUUUCAGAAAUAAAGAGCUGUAGAGAAAGCCUUUUGUAAAAAUACAGCUUUUUGAGAGUUUUCAGUGGAAGUGCCUACGAUGGACUUUUCUCCAUCACAGGGACAGGAAUCAUCUGUUGCAAUCAUGCUUAUUAAGACCUUGUUCUGUGGUCUCUGUCCCCAAAGGCAGCUCAAAGGCCUGUCACCAUUCUGAGGGUCUUUCCCAUAACAACUGCUGUGCCAGCUGACACAUUUAACAUUUUUUUGGUAAGCUUCCUCACUGAAACACUUGUCAGGCACGAACAUUGUGCUGCCCAGCUGGGUUGCUGGGGGCAGAGCUGAGUGAUGCUCUCUGGGUGAUGGAAGGAAGAGAUCCAGUUUUGACUUUCUCAGUGUGGAGUUCCUGUAGCUUCCUGCUGCUCCAUGUCUCUCCAGCACUAAGUGCAUGGAGACUACAGCUGUGUUUUUGUAGGAGUGGAAUGUGGCAGCAGGUAUGAUCUUUGGUUCCUCACCUCUGCAAAUCUCACAGCACUGCUGGAAGCCAGAAGCUCCCGUUGCGUAAUUUGAUCAGUAUGAAAGAAACGUGUAACCUGUCCCUGCAAAUUGUUGUGUGUUCUGUUUCUUAUUUUGGUGGAUGUUCUUUUUAGUCACUUUCACCUUCCUAAGCCUCUUUCUCUGUUACACCUAGGUGUGAACGUCCUUCUAAGGCUGCUUGCAGCCCUUUUUCACACUCUGAUGGGGAAUUCUCCCUUUUCAGGAGAAGACGACAACAUUUUAGAAGUAGAUGCUAAACUAACCGUACCUUUGUGUCUCUCUGAGAGACUCUUUUACUGCUGCUAAUAAUAUCUGUCACAUUGGCUGCAGGCAGCGUAGAGGAUUGUAUCUUCAGGACUGACAUGUGACAGUGAAUCUUAACUACAGCUGCAAACGCUGUCCCCUGCAGCCACCUCCCUGCCUCAGUGCUGGAGGCAGCCACAGAAGGGAAACGUGGCUGCCCUUCCCCUGCUUUUGUUCAGGAUGUGAGUGAAAGCCCACCUCCAUUACCAGUUGGACAGAAUGUUGAAGUGUGUGUGAUCUGCUGCUGCUGGCAUUCCCCUCUGUGCCCUUCAGCAGAGGACUGAGCCAGCAGUAACAUUUUAAACAUCUGCAGAAUUUGUCCACCAGCCUAAAGUCAGUGGUCAUGCAGUCCAUUCUGGACCGCUGAGUUUUUUUGGUUUGCUGAUUGAUCUGUUACAUAGAAUGAUAUUAUUUAAAUAUUUACAGCUAUGAUAGCACAUUAGGCCUCAUAGCUGAAAUUGUUCAAUGCUAUGCAUCUUCCCUCAUGGCAAAAACCACAAUUGUCAGUCCUGGAGAUGUGUAGUCCAGAGUUUUUUUUGAAAGAAAGUAGAUUAGGUAGGUAAAAAAGGAGAAGGGAGGUAAAAAACUGUAGAUAGAUAUUGUAUCAUCAGCGAAAAGAUUCUGAGGGACUUUGAUUUGCUUUUUAUGUGAAAUGCAAAUUUUGGGGAUCAGCUUCCAUGCUGGGCUCCUGUGGGGGAACUGAUUUCUAAUGUAGAAUGAUAUGAUGGGCGCACCUGAAUCUUGCAACUUUUUUUACAAGUAGCAACAGAAUUCUAAUAGAAUUUGUACUUAAACAAUAAAGAAGGUGUCAGACUGUUGGAGUGCACAGGCCAGGAUCUUUAUGUGAACCUCAGAUGCCAUGACCGUGACCAGUGUUCUUUGCAGUCUUUGAGAAAAACAGCAAAGAUGUUUUUAACUACCAUGAAUUAAAAGAAAUAUGGUAAUUCCUUGUAGUAUCCACCUGAAAUUCUUGCUAAGAGAGAAUGCUGGGGCUUGGAUAGAAGCUGGUGGAAGGAAUGCUGACUAGAUAGGGAAUGCUCCGAGUCUUCCUUGUGCAUGUAAUAUGCACCUUGGACAAAACCACUUUUGUUUCAUGUCCCACGAAGUAACUGUCAGCACAAUGAACCAGCUGAAGUGGGGAGAUGCUCAAGCUAGCUGAUUUAAAACUAUAAGGCCCAGCUUUCUGAGUUCCCUGUGUAACUAGUUAAUUAUUACUUAGCUGGUUUUGUAUUUAAAUUUGCAGACUUCUAAGUAAUUUUUUCUACUGCUUGUGGUAAAACACAUUUGCUCUCAUUUGCAUUUGGUUUCAGUAAACCAAAGAUCUUUAGGUGGUUAAAAAUCCGAAAUGGUCUUGGAAAUACAGAAUUAUUCCGUGUUUUAGUGGAAAACCCCAAAACACAGCUCAUAUGUCGAGGUGUCCCAGCUGAAAUUUUGCCACAGAAAUUCUGUGGUGUCUUGACCAUUUGAUGAUUCCUGUGAAGGGAACUUUCAACCUCUAUCUGUAGAGGGUGCCCUGUGGCAGAAGGAAGGCUGAAUCACUGGGCCAAACCCAGUCUCUCAGAAAUGUUUGAGGAAGUUUGUGACCUUGAUCUGUGAGGCUGUUUGUGCACUGGAGCACUCUGCUGUAGCAGAAAUUGAAGGGAGGCGAAUUAUGAAGGAAAAAUACUUGACCAAAUCUCCUUUGCUGCAAGGGGCAUGGAAAGAUUUGCUCAUCAAUUUUACUGUUAUAAACAUAUCUAAUCAGUCAUGUGUUUUACGAAUGUGUCUGGGCACUGUCUCAGUGCCUGAUUUUCUUUCUGCUUGUAAGAAACCCACAGGAACACAUCCCUUGAACUCAGAGUUUUAAAUACAAUGAAAAAUUGUUCAGAUUCUGACAUAACUCAAAACAUUUGUUUUUUAAAUUCGGUAUAGUUUUUUUUGAAUAAAAAGAUAAACAACUCCCGUGUAUCAUCUUUAUGGAAAAUGAAAUGGUUGCAGCUCUUUCUUCUUUUAGGCAGAGAUACCCCUGUCUUUCCAAGAAAAAAAAUUUAAAGGGUUUGAACUUGUGUUUCCCUUGUGUAGCUCGCCUUUUGUACUGUCACCUUAGUAGACAGCUGUAGAUCUAAUUGUCAAGCUAUAUCUACCCGUUCCUUCUUUUUUCUUCAUUUGUCCCCAUCUGCCAUGUCAUAUUAAAUUAUCUGGGAGAAUUUCUUUCUAGAGUCUUCUUUGCAAGCUGGUUAAGGGCAAUGUUAGUUCCUCCUUGUUCAUUGUUUCAUGGAAAAAUACAAAUCACUACAGAUUGUGACUCAAGUUUACACAGGGAAGUGGGAAAUUCUCUGUAUUUUUCCCUCCUCAAGAAUUCUCUUCCAGCCAUAAAUAGUAACAAUGGAUAUAUAGAUGGCAUCAACAAGUACUGAUUACAGUUAAUAUUUACUGUAUUAUGAUACCAGGGUCAAUUUUAGGUAGACCUUUCCACCUAGGUAUUUUGUUACAGGUCAUCUUGUUGGAUCAUGCAUGGUAGCCAGAUUCCAUGGAUAUGGAUAUGUGCCUAGUUACUCACAUGCUUAGUUUUCACCUAGCCAGUACUACUGAGACAAAAUGAUUUUUAUAAGAAUCAGUACCCUGCACAGAAAGCAAACCAACUUUUCCUCUUGACAAGCUUGUUGUGCAUUUUUACAUGCUGCAUAUCGUACAUGUUACAUGUAUUUCAGGUGAAUUUCUUAAAGUUGUAUUUUAACAGUUUCAGCAAGUGCUGAGAUGGAUUAUAGGUGUACCAAGAUUUGAUGGUUAAGAAUGGGCUUCUAUGUGUUCAAUAGAAACACUUACGUACUAAUAGUAACAAACGUGUCUGGUUUUAAAAUUUUAGUAUCAAAGAAGACAAAACUGGCAUUGCAAUUAAAAGCAGCAGUGAAUAAAAUGGCAUUAACUCCUCCUAAAUAUUAAAUGUUUAAUGGAAGCGGCAGGAGUUAAGUCAUGAAGGAAGGUGGUAAAGGUAAAUACUGUAAAAUGCACAGCAACUGCUAGUCUUAAUUUUUAAUAAACAUGAAAAGGACCCUGCAAAAUUCAGCAUAACUUCCAUGUAAUAAUCAAGUUUGCAUUUAUUUGGAGUCAUAUACUUGAGUAGCUCCUGUGAAAUAAGCAUGUUCAAUUGUGUGCAAUAUUGAGACCAGAUCUCAGAAGUUACCAAGCAAACUUCUAAGGCAAUGAGUUGGUUCUUCCUCUAGGACCUCCGCAUUUUACCACCAAAGCCAAUGCUGACUUGAGCCUUGGAGUAACUGUUCUGUCCUGUCUGGAUCUUAGAUCAUAUUAUGUCUUGGUAGUUGGAUGGUGCUACUGAUUUUGUUCGUUUUAUAGUACUGUGUCCUAACAAAACAAAAAUUGCUGUAAUUGCUGGUUUUAUCUUCUAAAUACAGUUUUUAAUUAACAUUAAUGUGAUGUCUACAUUUACCAAAUGGCCUGCUGAAGUAGCUUGUUGUUCUCUGCUCUGUGUGAGCCAGCUACCUUGUGGUAAUAUGAGAAUGGAAAUAGAUCCUUUUACUUUUGACUGUGUGCUUCUGAUUUCAUAUUCUUUGGGGACCACUUUCCUCUGUAGGUUGGGAUUUUUGAUUCUGCUAAAUUAGCUGUAUCAAAGAAUUUUUGUAUUUGUCUCCCCUAAGAGAACUAGUUAAUGCCUCAUAACAUUGACUCAUUAAAAGAUAAUACAGUAUUCCAUCCUCCUUGGAAAACAUCUUUUUAUAUUUUUCCUAUUUCAUAUUUCUCUUCCAGUGGCAUCCUCCCAGCAAAAGAAAUUGCCCUGAACCUGGUUUUUGUGUUUUUAGCCAAAACCAGUCUUCUGGAAUUUGCUCAUAUAGACCAUCAAAGGCCUGUGUAAGCUGCACGCCAUGUUAAUGAUUUUAUAUGACCCAAGAAUAUUUUGAGCUGUAGAAGCUUUGAAGAGUUUGAUUUUAUCAAGAAACAAGUCCUUCUUGUCCUGAGAGUGACAGUCAGUUCAUUUUCUCUUUUCCUUGUCUUUUAGUGUUCUUAAUUGACCAGUCACUCUUCUUUUUCUGUACUUUUCAGCUGCUUUUUAAAACUGCUGGACAUUUGAGAGCCUGAAGGCUUUUAGAAGUGCUGGAUAGUAAAAACCAACUCCGGUGUGAUAUGCCCUCCAUUGCAUCCUUGGAUUAUUGCUAGCACAUCCACUGUGAAGUAUUUUGGAAGUGGUUGCUUUGGAGGUGAAGAAACUCUUUGUUUUUUAAGAAUCACUGGAUAGAGGGUUUAGGACUACCUCAGGCAGAAUCAUACUCCUGUUCUCAUCUGUACAAAUGUUUCAUGCUUCCUAAGAGCUUCCUGAGAGGCUAAGAAAUAAGAGGUGGUCAUGAAAAAAGGUUCAAGUCCUCUAUACAAGAACUGCCUGUGAUGCAGUGUUCCCCAAACUGGUCCAAGACACCUUUCCAUCUCAGCAUCUUGCAGCAGGAUGUGCUGGUUUCUGCACUUUCAUCACUCUCAGAACCUGCAGUACAGAACUGCUCCCGAUCCCAGUUUUGUUUCCUGUUCGGGAUCUGCUUCACAUCUGCUUCAUCUACUCCUCUUCGGGUGUAGGGAGAGUGCUCCCAGUCCUACUUCUCACAGAGGGAAGACCACAGCAUGAAUAUAAAUAAGUCACUUUUGCCUCUAGUGUGAAAGGUUGUUGUAACAGUUGAAGAAACCAAACCAGAUUUUCUCUCUAUUCUUUACCCUUCCAAACUCCAUUUUCUCCCUAGCAUGGUUGCUAAGGAAGAGCAGAGGAAGCUGCCUGCAUUUUAAUAGCAGCCCUUGCUGCUUCAGUAGAGAAAAGAUGUAGUGGAAUGUGAGAUAGUCUCAAACAGUAAAGAAAUCAACUUCUGCUUUACUCUCCCUUUGUGCAGACUUGCUUCAAGCUAUUUUUUCAAAUGCAUUGAGAUGAACAGAACCUUAUGGCUGCUGCUCCCAACAACAGUGGAUGCUUGCAAAUUGUGAGGAUCAACAGUGUGUCUGCUGCUUCUCCUUCACUCCACAGAGGGACAUGAAUUUUUGGCAGCCCCUUCCCUGGGUAGCAAACUGUCAUAUAAUCCCUGCAGUUUGGGUGUCAUUUACAGUCUGCUUCACUUAAAUGCUUCUCUGUUAACUGCACAGUCUGCUUAAAUGCAAAGCCAGCAUGUAUUCCCCAUCAGCAGUGGGGAAUAAAAUGGAUUUAGUGGAUUAAAAUGCUGUUAGGCUCAGAAAAAUUGCCUUUAAAAAAGGCCCCAAAAGUUUGCUUUUCUUUGUUGGUAACUUACCCCCGUUCUAGCAUGUUCUGUGUGGUGUGGGGUAUGUUGUCAACAGCAUCAGGAAAAUGCAGCUCUAAAACAGAGGAAGUAAUCUACCUCAGCAAUUUAAGAUUGAAAAUUAAUUUUGACCAUUGUAUUCUCACUCAUUGAUCACAAACUAUCACAGGUGGUUUUUUCUUACACCUUCUUGUGGACCUACAUGUAAUUUGGUACGCUAACAGCCCUUGGCUGCUUAUGCACAGAAAGGUGUUGCAACUGGAGUUUUACAGAUGCUGCCCUUGCUGGUGAAUCUAAUCUGGCUUCCUGUUGAUGCAUGAAAAAAUCUAAUGCAAGUCAACAUUUGUUUUGUAAGCUGGCACAGCUGAAAAAUGCCCAGAGACCAUUUUUUGGUGUGAGGGAAAGGUUUUCUUAUCACAUCUCCAAGGGACUGAAUUCAGUAGGAUAUAGCUUCCACAGAAAACAACAGCUGGUGUGCUGCAUAUUCAAAAGCUGAAUUUGGCAUUUGCUUCUGGUCAAAUGUGACUAUUUAAUCAGAAAGUAGGGGAAAAUUCUCUUCUUAGUGUAAUUAGAAGGGCUGCUGGUUGAAUGGUAAGUGGAAAGGUGGCUUCAUCCUUCAGAGCAGUGGUUACAUGGCACUGUGAUAUUUGAGGUAGAGGCCCCAGUUCUGCACAAACACCUUUGUCAAUUUUGUUCAGCAAAUACUCUGUGUCAUCAGAGUUGUCUUUUAUUGUUGCAUAUUAGAAUUCAGUUGCUUGCAUAUGGUGUUAACACAAAUUGGACUGAAAAAUUGGAAAUUAUGUGUGGGCUGCAAAUGUUGGCCUAGAGCCACAUCUCCUUAAUCCAUAGUCUCUGACCCUCACAAAGUAAACCUGGUCAGACCUGCUCGGUGCUAGGCCAGUGAGAAUUCUCCUGAAAUUCCUUUGACGCUACAGGAAGGUAGAGAUGUUGAGCUAACUGGCCAGUUCCUAUUGCAGCUCAUGCUGUAUCAGUGCUUCCUUGUGAGUUAAGAGGAUGCUGUAGCCGCCCAGUGCUUUCAGAACAGGCUCUCCAGAGGUGCUGAACGAUGUACAAAUAAACGAGCAUUAAAUUGCUUUUUACUCUCUUUACUUACGCUUGCACAUUCCUCAACUUGGAUAAUGAAGCUGGGCUAAUUUCACUUGUUCUUCAGUAGUUUUGCUUCCUAAUCACGUGGUUUAUUUAUUGGGUUGCAGGGACGAAUUCUUCUAUCAGACUGCUUUCACUGAAUUUACAAAAUUGAUAAAUCACGUCUGUGAGCAUACAUUCUUUCUUGUUAAUACACAGUUUGUGUCUUGCACUCUCCCACUUUGCGUGAGUAUCCCAGCCUGAAUUCCAGGGAGUUCUGCCUCCUUCAGUCCCUCUACAGGGUUUCUUUUGGCUCUAGCAGCCUUCCUUCCUUCCUGAUCUGCACUGCUGCUUGUGCUGUCCCAGUUGUAAUCCACCAUAUGGCUGUGCUUAAUCAUUACCUUGGUUGGGUGACCUUAAGUAUCGCUUGGGAUUCCUGGCAGGAAAGGUUUUGCAGAAAUGUGAGCACAGACUCCCUUUGGUAGUAAGUCUGUAUUCAAUAUAACGUGCACAAGGUCUCACCACAAGCUACAGUUCACAGCUGUGCACUUCUUCUUGCUAGUUUUUAAAAAACAGGAAAUACAGGGUAUUUUAAUAAUUUCUUGUCACAAACCUGUCCUAGUAUGUGAGACAGUCUUUCAAAAGAGAUUUUAAGUUUAUUUUUCUCUGUUGAAAUGCUAAGAGGCAGAAUCUGCAGUAGUUCCUGCAGCAGUUCUAGUCACACUACUAAAUGCAGUGUGGUUUAGAAAUAGAAGGGCAGGCAUGCUGCUGCAGAUUUAGGUAAUGAGCUGCAAAAAACAACUUAGCUCAUCACAGAUAUUUGUUCUUGCUUCUGCUUACUACUAAUGCACCCCUGAACUACCCCCAGAUUGGAGUUGUCCUGAAAGUGCCCCUAUGGGUGCAAGCUCUUUAUAUUAAUUAUAUACUGUUAAAUCUGAGCCGCCACCAGCUGUGAGUAGCUGGUCCUGGAGUAUGCCUGUGGGCUGGUUCCUUGUUGAGAAAGUUUUAUGCUCAGACAAACACAAAAAAAUCAUGACAUGUUGUAUUUACUAAUAGGUGACUCUGUUGGUAGUAGCUGUAUCACAGUAUUAUUUGUCAUUUAAUACAUCUCCCACCAUCGCAGUUCUCCUCUACCCUUAAUUCCUAAAUUCUUAAACUGCUGGCAGUGGUCCUGCAUCCUAGCUCCCAGAUUUCUCUGGAAUGUUUUACUAAUUCUUGGAAUGGUCCAUCAGUGAUACGAAAACAUUGUUCAGAAUUUAAUAGGGAACAUUUCAUGCUUGUGAAAUAAGUUAUGCCCACCUUUGAGUGGGAAAAUCUGACAAGGAUACAAAUCCCACAAAAUAUUGCAUAUAGUAGAAGGGCACCAGUUUGGAACUUAUUUUCUAGCCAGCAGUUAUACACUGCUCUUUGUAUGACCUGUUUUAUUCUUAAUUUGAAAAGUAAUUUACAGGUAAAGUACAGGGAUAAAGGAAACAGAACAUUGUCCAUUUGUGACUGAAAGACACUUCAUUCUGUCCUAGAGUAGCUUUGAAUUUCUCUGGUCAUUCUAGACCUUUGGCUGAGCUCCAUGUACAACAGCCUUGGACUGGUGCUUGGGACAUCUGUUAAUCUAUAUAUAGGAUUCACACACUUGAACACGUAAACAGGUGAUCUCCUAAAUAUAUGAAAUGGCAUUGGGAACUCCAAGUACUUAGUUAAGCCAAAAUGUAUUUAGGAGUGAACUGAAAUAAUCCUUUUUGCCCUCCUCCCUGCCACAAAAAUAAGCUGUAUGGGGGAAAAAAGUACUUUAUGGCUGAUUAUAACUUGUGCUUUAUAUGUAUGUAUAUACCUUCAUAAAUCCCAGGAAUUACUUAGUGCUUAUAAAAAGGCUUUUUUCCCCUUGUUCCUCAGUUUUGUUCUCUUGACAGUUACUGGGUUCUUGCUGUGAAGGGAUAUAGGGUUUAAAAACAAAAGGUGCAUAUAAUGGGUAGAGAAAAUGGGUAGUAGAUGGUAACAAAUAAAGAAAUAAGAUAUCUUUAGAAAAUUUGUAAGGGAGGCUGCAGUCAGGAGGGGAAUUUUAACUCAUUUGAUGAAGUCUCUAGCAGUCUGACUGAGAGUCAUUUUUAAUAAAUCUGGGAACAGCAGGCAGACUUCAGAAGAGCAAAAGACUGAUACGGUUUUGCAUCACUGCUGACAAAGGGUGAAUGAGUGAAGAGUGGCUCAUCUGCUGUCAGUUCCAGGAAAAAAGACGAUGGAAAAUUUGAUCAAGAAUUUAGGUGGUACAAGAAUAGCAGUAUAAUCACGCUGAUCAGCUUUUCAGUUUGUGAAAACAGUCUGCUCAAAUGUGAUUCUGUCAUUUGGAUAACUGAAAUGUGGUUGCUAGGGGUUUUGUCUAGGUGCAACAGGCUUUUAUAACAUCUUUAACUUAGUAGCAUGGUGUAUUUUGGUUUUAAGAAGUAUAUUUGGAUUUAAUGAAGUACUGUUUAAUUGGAUUAAGAACUGGUUGUAAUCAUAGAAAGCAGAAAAGUAUUUCUGGUUGAGCUCAAGCCGGUGUAGUCUGGAAACACAUGCAAGAGGCUGUAACAGUGUGGACGGAACAAAUGCUAGUGGAGGAAUAAAUUGUGACAUAAAAAAAAUAGUUUAGAUCAUUUAGGCAAACCGAGACAGUUGAGCAAAAUGCAUAUUUAUACAGGUGACCAUACAGAUGUGCACCCAGGAGCAAGAAAUACUCCACCUGUGUGGGGAGUUUUAGCUGAAAAUCCCUGGCUGGGAGGUGAAAGGGAAACAGUAGGUGUGGUUACAAAUGUGAGGUGAGGUAGGUGGUUGUAGCAAGUUAAGUGGCAGAAAGAGCUAACAUGCGUUACUAGAUGUGUAAACAGAAGACAUGAAUAAUAAUGAGAUAGUCUGCUGGGGACAUGGACCUGCUGUGAUAGGUUUGUGCGUUGCCUGUACACAUUUUGUGAGAUGUGCUAAUUUAGGGUACGGAUAUAUGGGCUCAGUAGGGGAAGCAAUGCCAUGCAGCAAGCGGUUCAAUGGGCUGCUCCUAAUGGGGCAGAAAUCACUUAGUGGCAGUGUGCUGUUGGAAGGAUGAAAUCCAACUCCCACCUUCAGUGCUGGCAAAUACCAGGGGCCCUGCUUGUUCCACUACAGCUCCUGGCUAUGUGGUCAUCCUCUUCAACUCACUAGUGCAAAAACUGGUGCCUGUUUUGACUGGGCUGUGGUCUCUGUCAGUGAGUCCAGCCACCAGUCAGGGGGACAUGAGAGGUAAUGGGGACAGUGAGAGAUUUGACACUGUCUCUCUCAGCAAGGUGUUAGAUGAAGAUUUGGGUUUUGAUAACCUCAAAAGGAAUCCAGCAAAUGAGAAGCUCUGUGAGCAGGCUGCCUGUGAGCUGUGCUAGCCCUCGCACUAGCACAGAAGUCAGAGUGCGAUCUCAUGCUGGGUGGGAGGAAGAGUCUGGAACUACCACUUCUGUUUGCAGUUUCACAGCCAAAUGAAGGGCCUGUUCCUUCCCCUCUCUGUUCCCUCCUCCUCCUUCUGGCUCUUGGCUGAUCCCACACAGAAUUACCAUGGUGCUCUGUACAUCCUCCUCCCCUCUCUCACUUCCAUGUACUAAAAGAAAGUAGUUUCCUGCCCAGGAUGCAUAUAUUAAGAAAUCAUAGUUUGUCUUGAGAAACAGAAGAGAGGUAACUUGUUUGCACACUGUGUGCACAGAGGUAUUUCCACUGGUAGGAGGUACUCCUCUCACUGUCAUAAACAGUUUCAGAGAAAGGUACACCAAGAGUCAAUGGAUAUGGAAGCCAGAAAAAUCCAAGAAGAAAAUUAAAUGUGAUUUAAGUGAGGGUGAUUAGGUGCUAUGGAAACAACCAUAGAAAGGAAGAGAUGGAUCUCUUUUUUAAUACAUAUGAAGACCAGAACCCAUAUUGGAAGAUGUAUCUUAGUGAAAUGCAAGCUGCAGAUAGGAGGUUGAAAGAAACAGUGCUGCAGUUGAAGCUCCAGCAGCGACGCACGCGGGAGGAGUUGGUGAGCCAAGGGAUCAUGCCGCCUCUGAAAAGUCCAGCUGCAUUUCAUGAACAGAGAAAGAGUUUGGAGCGUGCCAGGACAGAGGACUAUCUGAAACGCAAAAUCCGCUCCCGGCCAGAGAGAUCAGAGCUGGUCAGGAUGCACAUUCUGGAAGAGACCUCAGCUGAACCCUCCUUGCAGGCUAAGCAGCUGAAGCUGAAGAGAGCCAGACUAGCAGAUGACCUCAAUGAGAAGAUAGCGCAGAGGCCAGGGCCCAUGGAGCUGGUGGAGAAGAACAUCUUGCCUGUAGAAUCGAGCCUGAAGGAGGCUAUUAUUGUUGGACAGGUGAACUACCCAAAGGUUGCAGACAAUUCCUCCUUUGAUGAGGACAGCAGUGAUGCCCUCUCCCCAGAACAGCCAGCCAGCCACGAGUCCCAAGGGUCUGUCCCAUCGCCGAUGGACUCCCGGAUUUGUGAGCCUCUCCCUAGCACCACUGGUACAUCACUAGCUCAGGGUUCAUCCCAGUUGCAGAUUAGUGCAGACUCCAGUGAAACUCUUUUCCUACCUGAGCAGCCACCUCCACCACUGCCACCUCCACCUCUUCUGCCCCCUAGUCUGACCAAUGGAGUGGCUCUUACUGCUGCCAAGCCCCCACCAACACUCAUUAAGCAAAGCCAGCCCAAGUCUGCUAGUGAGAAGUCACAGCGCAGUAAAAAAGCCAAGGAGUUGAAGCCGAAAGUCAAGAAGCUUAAGUAUCAUCAGUAUAUUCCCCCGGACCAAAAGCAGGACAAGGGAGCUCCUCCCAUGGAUUCAUCCUAUGCCAAAAUACUGCAGCAACAGCAGCUCUUUCUUCAGCUUCAGAUCCUCAACCAGCAGCAGCAGCACUACAACUAUCAGACCAUCCUGCCAGCCCCACCUAAGCCUCCAGGAGAGCAGCAGAGUGGUGCCAGUGCCCCUACCGUACGCAAUCUCUCUGCCACAGUCAGCAGCACACCUUCAGUAUCUUCUGGUUCUAGUGGGCUGAUGAGACAAAACAGUAACGCUGCGGCGGGCAAGCCUGGCCCUCUCCCUGCCAACCUGGAUGAGAUGAAGGUAGCAGAGCUGAAGCAGGAGCUCAAGUUGAGGGCCUUGCCUGUCUCAGGCACAAAGACGGACCUGAUUGAGCGUCUCCGAGCUUACCAAGAGCAGAAUGGUGCAGCUGGCCAAACAACCCCCACUCCCAAGCCCAGCACAGCAGCCGUCCUCCCUAAAGCUGCUGAGGUGGUGGUGGCCUUCCCAACUGCCAGGCUGAGCACAGGGCCAGCCCUGGUCACCACUGGCAUUGCACCAGCAGAAGUAGUUGUGGCCACAGUUACUGGUGGCAGUGUGAUGAAGUUUGGGAGCACAGGCUCAACUCCUCCUGUUUCUCCAACUCCUUCUGAGCGCUCACAAAUGAGUACAGGAGAUGAAAACUCGGGCACUGGAGAUACCUUUGGAGAGAUGGUGACUUCACCUCUGACCCAGCUCACCUUGCAGACAUCUCCAGUGCAGUUCUUAGUGAAGGAAGAAAGCUCCAAGUCCACUUCCUGCAGCAUAAACGUGGCACCCAAGUCAGAGUGGUGUGGUGCUGGUAACAGCAGAGAUGCAGAAGUUAGGGACAAAGACCAGAUGCUGCAGGAGAAGGACAAGCAGAUCGAGGAACUCACCCGCAUGCUGAAACAGAAGCAGCAGCUGGUGGAGAUGCUUAGGCUGCAGCUGGAGCAGGAGAAGCGCUCUCAGCAGUCACAGCCAGCUCCAACAGCCGCGGGAGAAGGAACAGCCCUCGCCUCCAAACCAGGAGCGUUUGACACCCAGGUCAAGAGUGAAAAUGGUUUCCUGAGUUGCCAGUGUGCGAAGCAAUCCAGUGGCCAAACAGACCAAUUCAGCCCUGCAUCAACCGCUAGCCAAAUGGACACUUCGAAUCCAAGCCCAGUGCCAAAGAAAGCCGUGAUGGUGAAGCAGGAGGAGGCAGAGCCGCCGUGCCAGUCCCACAGCCCGCGGCUUUUCCUUGGCCAGCAAGGGAGCGCCCUCAUCAAGGGCACCCCUCCCCCCACCCUCAUCACUGACUCCACAGGGACCCACAUUGUCCUCACCGUGACCAAGCAGAGUGCCGAGAGGCAGGGCCUCUCUCCCCACGGGAUGGCAGGGAGCAGCUGCCCACCCUUGCAGAGUGUACAAUCAUCACCCGCUAAAACUUCCAGCCAACUGCCAUGUCAGGUACCUGCAAACACCCCUCAGCAGCCCACGCAGCAGCAGCAACAGCAGCAGCAACAGCAGCAGCAGCCCAGAGGACCAAACCAAUCUAAGUCCUCAUCGCAGCCUGGCUCUCCUGCUGCGCCUUCCCCCUCCCAGAUGGACCUGGAGCAGCAACAGCACACGCCGCUUUUUGGAACUCCUCCACCUCCUCUUCCGGUUCCCUCGGUCCCAAUGAAAGAGCCACCGCCAGGCUAUGAAGAGGCCAUGAAGCAACAGCCAAAGGCCCAGGAGAAUGGCUGUUCCAGCCAGCAGAUGGACGACCUGUUUGAUAUCCUCAUCGAAAGUGGAGAGAUUUCUGCUGACUUCAAGGAUCAGUCGUCCCCGGCUGGGAAAGAACCACCUGUGGCCCCGGCCUGUUCCCCACCGCCCAGCAGCCACCACUCCUCCGAGCUGGCGGUGCCCGUGUCCCUGGGGCAGCCGGCGCUCGUGGGCCGGCUGGAGGACUUCCUGGAGAGCAGCACCGGCCUCCCGCUGCUGACGGCAGGCCACGAUGGGCCGGAGCCCCUGUCCCUCAUCGAUGACCUCCACAGUGAGAUGCUGAGCAGCUCGGCCAUCCUGGACCACCCGCCUUCACCUAUGGACACCUCGGAAUUGCACUUUGCUCACGAGCCAUCUGGGGGCAUAGCCCUGGAUCUGGCUGAGGCUAACUUGGACAGCAUGGACUGGCUGGAGCUGCCAGGGGGUUCUGUCAUGAGCCUGGCUCCCCUGAGCACCACGGCUCCCAGCCUCUUUUCCACAGACUUUCUCGAUGGACACGAUCUGCAGCUGCACUGGGAUUCUUGCUUGUAAUUCUGUGAGCAGAGACUGAAGGGAAUGGGAGUGGGAGGGCACAGGCAUGCAGAGGGAAGAGGCCAGUCAACCAAAAAAAGAAAAAAGAAAGAGCUCCUAGUAUUUGUACUCCUCCCCUAACAGUAUCCUUCCUGCGUGAAGCCGGCAGUGGGCCAGGCCAGGGCAGGGAGAACAGCUGCUGGGGAGGGAAAGGGGCAAGAGGAGUUGUGGGGCUGGUGACCUCCUGCCCACUCCACACAGCCUGGCCCAGCUGGGGUGAGAGCAGAGGCAGCAGCCCCUGUUCCUCCGGGCAGGAGCAAUGGCAGCACAUUGUUCCCUCACGUGGGACAGAGCAUGACUGGGCCUGAGGUGUUUCCAGAAGCAGCACUCUGCGCCUUCCUGGGAUUGGCAGAUAAAGGGGGUCGUGCUGCCCCAGCACGGUUUUUCUUAACGGUUGUGGAAGGGGAUUCUACCUCUGGAGCAGGACACAAAGGCAGGAAGGCUGGUUGGGGCCCAGAGCAGCUGCCCUCUGCACCACCUGCCAUCUCUCAGGGGAGGGUCUGAUCUGCCGCAGGGCUGGGAGGAGCUGGGCAGAACAGGCACCUUCUCUAAAUGUAGCCAAAGGGAACCAGGGCUCCCCACCAACCUGGUAACGUCUAAGCUGGUUUCCCAAAUAUUGCUGAGCUUGGCAGAGGCCCGCCUGCUAGCUUCACUCACUUUGGGCUGCAGAACAGUUUUUUAAGGUGCUAAAAUCAGGUCCUUAUAUGUUAAAACUGCUGUCAGGCACAGCCCAUUGCCCCCAGCUCCCACUGCACUCAUGACAUCCCCAGGUGAGCAGGGGAGUGAGCCUGGGCAGGGACACGAAAGCACCAGCGCGUCCUGGGGAGCAGGUGAGGGGCACAGCUGGCAAUCAGUAACAUAUCAUUGGGGGCCAUGUGCAAUCUGUCUCUGCCUUCACUGUGUUGGUGCCUCACUGUAGCACGUGCCCCAGUGGAAAGCAGCAGCUGGGAAUGGAUGUUGGACCCCAUAGGCAAGGAAAGGGAAGUGGGACUGCAAGAGUGGUGUUGUGUGGCACAGUGCAGGUCCUGGCUCAGUGACUGUGAGGGCCCCUUUUUGGGGAGGAGCCUGAAAGCAAGUAUUGGACAGCUGACCUCUGCUCUUCCUCCCUCCAGUCCCACAGGGUAAAAGGCAAAAGUAAAUGGCUGCUUACUUUGAGCUGCUGCCCUGUGUCCCUGCAGGGCCCCAGGCUGGUGCCUUGGGGUGGCUGCGGACUGAGGAGUGGGUGGACAAGCUCCCAGGACCUCAGAGCCAUGACGAUGCUAUUCCUUGGGCAGGGCUCUGUGGUGGAGCACCAGGUCUGUGGCUCACUCUUAUGCUGUUACUUUAGAAUUCCCGUGUCAGUAGUAACUCAUGGCCACACUGAGCAGGUGGGGCAUGGCUUACGUGGACGUGGCCACCUCACCACAAGGCUGUCCCUGCUUCGGCCCUGAGCUGGGCCCAGGCUGCCUGCGGCUGAGGGGAAGCCUGGGGGGAAGCUGUGGCUUCUGAAGUCAUGCAGACUGAGGUACUGACCUGCUCAGGCAGUGGAAGGAUCAACUGCCAUCCUUCUCAGUAUCUCCUUGAGGAUACUGUCCCCACCUUUCCCCCACGCUGGGCCACAGAGCUUCCUGCUGGAGAGGGGUAGCUGUGAGCCAUGUGCUGCUUCCCUGCAACUUUUGUACCUGGUCCUCUUCCCAGGGAGAGGCUGUGCCACAGGGGUGCUGGUACCUCUGCUCCAUGGUGAGGCAGGUAAAUGCCAACCCUGCACAAUGUGUUCUCCCUCAGCCACUGAACUGGCAGCUGGGUGGGGUCAUGCCUGUUUGCAGCUGGGAGAUACUCCUGCUUUCCUGAGCCCUUUGCUUGUUAACUGCAUGGGGAGUCACUUUCUUAAUCAUUAGCAGGGGGAGCCUGCUGGCAGCUUCCUUUCUUUCUCCUCCUCUCUCCUCUGGCCCUGAGCUGUAAACAAGUUGGAGCCUCUUACCUGCCUCCCUCAGUGUCUGGGUUGGGGAGGACACCAUCCCCCUUCCCCAGAGGCUUUUUAUUCCUCAAGCUAGUGUCACAUCCUAAAAAUCAGAAUAAAAGAGUCUAGUGAGCGCCCCCUUUCUCCUCCUGAGCCCUCCCUGAAUUCUCUCCUGGUGCAGCCCAGGUACUCACUGGGAGCAGUGAGUACUUAGCAAUCACCUAAAGACCUUUCUCCAGCUCUGCCCAGGCAGCUGCCCAGCUGUGGGGGUAAGAGGCAAGGAGUUUCUAAGGAGGAAAGUAUGGGGAGAGUGGGAGGAUCUCCAAGAUGCUAGGGGGAAAAUGUGAGGCUGCCUGUUUGUCAGACUUAAGCAAAAUCAGGUUCUUCAGCCCAUAAUUGUAGUAGCCCCCACAAAAACCAGCUGUGUGAUUUCUUUGGUACAAAUAAUUACAAUUCUGCAGCUAUUAAAGAAAGAAGGAAAUGAUCAGUAAAGUGCAGUGAGCUCCUAGAGGAAGAUGGGAGCACUCCAGCUGCAGUCCUGGCCUUACCCAGCCCUGGUUCCUUGCCCUGAGCCAGGUACUCCAGUGAUUGGCAGAGAGAUACCUGAUAGCAGUGUAGCCCUUCCUAGAAUUGCUGGUGGAAGGCUGAGCUCACAGCUGCUCCCUUUCACCUUCACCCAUCCACCAUCAGGUGUGAAACUGUAGAAAUUUAAUGACCCUGACUUUGCCCAACAUACUUGCAUUGGCUGAAAAGCUUCAUGGAGCCCAGAGGAUACAGAACCAUGCGCCUCAUGUCCUGAGGAGCCCCUCUGCUUCUCAGGAGGGCUUCUGCCAGGAGAGCGAGUGCUAACCCUGUGCCUGUGGGCAGAGGGGAAGGUGGUGCCUCAGCCCUGAAAACAUUAGAAAGUCUUUUCCCCAAGCAGUGCCCAGAGCAGGCUUGCCCAGUUCUCUGCUUUCUUACUAUUAUUUCUUUGAAUAAUAGUUCAAUAGUUCUUUGUUGGAAGAGGUAUUCCCCUGGACAUACAUUUUUGCACCCAUUGGGAAAAACGAAGUCUGAUGUUCUGCCUCUACCUUGAAUGUAAUCCUGAAUCUUUCUGCUGUAACCACUACUUGUUUGUAAUGUGUAUUUGACUAGCACGCACUCUCCCUUCCACUAUGCAGCCACUGGCGAGGGGUGAUCAACACCAUCAGAGUCGGAUGGUGUUGGGGCAUCAGAUCCAGAGCGAGAAUUCAACUGGAAAAGGAUAAAAGUGACAAGUUAAUGGGGGAGAGAAUGGAUCUUUAAAUUGAAUUAUUUUUUCAGUUACAAAUAUUUGAAGAAAAAAAAACCAUUUUAUUAAAAAAAUUCUGAACAGA